Molecule: messenger RNA, 35490 nt
Organism: Podarcis lilfordi (Lilford's wall lizard)
Lineage: Eukaryota; Metazoa; Chordata; Lepidosauria; Squamata; Lacertidae
Source: the annotation of a GenBank genome assembly
AUGCCGCCGCGUGCCUGGCUUAGCGGGGAGAUAAUGUGCGGGAGCCGAGGCAAAGCGCCCCACGGGGGGACCUGCCUGCUUAAACCGGUUGACGCCUGCAGCGUGCAGAUAGCAUUCUUGGCUCGUGGCUUCAGCGACCACCCCCUCCGCUUCUUUUAAAAACAAACCUAAACAAUAAUAAUAAUAAGUUUGACUUGGAAGAAGUGUGCCCCGGGGGCAUGUGCAGAGUGCAAAUGCCACCUGUCUCUCUUCGCUGUGGUUCCUGCAUUGUUGGACUAGAUGACUCUAGAGAACCCUACGCUACAACUCCAUCAUUGUACAAUCUAGACUUCUUCCCCUGCGUUCCCUCAGAAACCAACGUCAUUUUCGGAAUAUGAGUUGGCUUGCCUUAGAAGAUUGGCAGGUGGGACGCUUCCGUUCCCCCCGUCACUGCUGCCUUGCAAAAGGUGAUCAGUGAUGGCUUUCUUUUCACUGCUCGGGGUGGGGGGGUUCAUCCAAGGGCCGCAUUUGCUUCUGAAUGACUUUUUGGGGGCCACAUGCCGGGGUUGAGAACCAAAAAUGUCUGGAACAACAGCUUACUUUCCAAGCCUUCAGCGGGCUCUUGCACGUCCCUCCUUUCUCUCUGUCCUCUAUCCCGACAGUCCUUGCGAGGGCAGUGGCCUGGGGAGGGUCCCCAAGACCAGAGAGAGAGUCCUGGGGGGCUGCAUCUGGGUCCUGGCCCUCAGGUUCUCGCCCCCAGCCAAUUGCUGCAGUGGCACCCAGCUGUGGAUUCCUCUUCCGCAGGGUGUUUAAGCUGCCCCUCUCUCUAUCGGGGUCCCUGCUGUCAUUUUUAAUGACUUUCUCCUCCUUCGCUAUUCAUAUUCCCUGGGAAGAAAGAUGAUUGAAGGGGCAGCAUAAAAACCACCCGUACGACUUUCCCCAGCAAACUUUUGCUGAUCGUUCCUGCUGCUUUUCAGAAAGAAAUAUUCUGCUGUCAGUUCUUUUUGUUCGGGCCCAGCUUUAAAAAUCAGUGCGGUUUUUUAAUUGCUGCUCUGCUGAUCACAAAAAGAUAAUUAGAUGGUUACUGGGUCCUGUCCCCCCCCCCCCAUUUUUUGCCUUUUUGCAGCCUCUGUCUUUUUUAGGGGGGAAGAGGCAAAGUUAUAAAUUUGCUCAGUGGUUUUUUAAGAAAAAAAUGUUUAGGGGUACUCUCAUUUUACUAAUCAUAUUGAAAUACUGCCCAUCAAAGAGGCCAAACCUAGAUGCACAAAAGUGUUUAGGGAUAUGCGCCCCCCCCCCCGAAAAAAAGCACUGGAUUUGCUUAUAGAUAAAAGAAGAACAAGAGGCCCCUCUGGGCAGGCAGUUCCAAUCAGGUGCAAGAAAAGAUCCACACAGAUCCCAUUGCAGUAAUCCAGUCUUGAAGUAACCAAGAACCCUCUUGGUGGUUUCUUCUCCUAGGCAACUUUGGAACUCCCUGCCUAGAGAAGUCAGGCUGGCUCCCUCCUUGCUGUUCUUCUGCUAGCAGGUGAAAUCGGCUUUAUUCCAACUGGUCUUUGGGAACGGGCCGUUUUUUAAGGAAAGGGCUUUUAAUAGUGCUGUGCUGUUUCUACUACAGUGGUACUUUGGGUUACGUACUUAAUUCGUUCUGGAGGUCAGUUCUUAACCUGAAACUGUUCUUAACCUGAAGCACCACUUUAGCUAAUGGGGCCUCCUGCUGCCACUGCGCCGCCGGAGCACGAUUUCUGUUCUCACCCUGAAGCAAAGUUCUUAACCUGAGGUACUAUUUCUGGGUUAGCAGAGUCUGUAACCCGAAGCGUAUGUAACCUGAACCUGAACGUGCAGAAAGCACUUUCGCAACCCGCAGCGCUGCAUCUGCACACACGUGGGUUGCAAUUCAGUGCUUCUGCGCAUGCGCAAGUGCCAAAACCCAGAAGUAACCUGUUCCAGUACUUCUGGGUUCGGCGCGGUGCACCACCCGAAAUCGCGCAACCCAAAGAGUCUGUAACCUGAGGUAUGACUGUAUUUCAAUUGAUUUGAUUUUCAUUUUGUUUUGAUUUUAUUACACACUUUAACUAUUCUCCUUUAUAGUUUUGUAUCUUACCUGUUUGGGGGAAAGGCAGGAUAUAAACAGAAACAAUAACAUUAAUAAUGGCCAGGCUUUCCCAGGUCAGUGAUGGCUGUAGCUUUUGCACCAAUUGCAGCGGGUAACCUUCAUCGGCGAUCUUUCUCUCUCUCUCUCUCGCACCCAGGACUCUCCGCCGCGGAGCCCGACAGGCCGGGGGUCUCUGAGGCUGAAGGGGAGCCCACGGUGCCCCCCACCCCUGAUGAGCCAGAGCGCGAGGCCCACUUUGUCACCACGGCACCCACCCUGAAGCUCCUCAACCAUCACCCUCUCCUGGAUGACUUUCUCCACGAGCCCCUCCUCAAGAAAGAUUACCUGCGGCAAAUUCCCUUCCUGGCUGCCGGCCUCGUGGGUCCGGGGCCUGUCCUUCCAGAUGCUGACCUCGGCCCGGCCCCCACAAGCAACCUGGCUGACCAAGAUGGCCGCCCCGCUCUCUCCCAUGCCGCCACCGGGCCGCCCACCACGCCGCCCAUGACCACGGCGUCCCCCAUGACCCUGGCGGGCGGGAAGGCCGAAGGGAAGGACAUGGAGAGGACCCCCGAGAUGGCCAAGCCGGCCUUCACCACAGACCUCCUGACCACAGCCAUGGGGCGGCUGGUGCCGUGGGCCAAAUCCGGCCCGCUCUCUGGCCGCACGCAGCCGCCGGUCACCCCUGUGCUGGGUUUCCAGACUGGUCUUGGUUCCUCGGGCCCAGCCACCACCGACGCGUUUUCCGGUGGCACCCCGGGCACGGCAGCUGCCCCCAGCGCACAACCGGAAGUGACCACGCCCAGGCGGGAGUCCAGCGAGGAGGAGGAGACGGCCACCACCACCAUCAAGACCACCACCGUCAUCACGUCCAUUCUGGGAGCAGGUGGGUUACGCAGGCGGGGUGAAACAGUGGAGGAGAGGAAUCGAAGACGGCAAGGGUCACGGACUGGUUGGUCCCAGAGGAAUGGUGGGAGUUGAUAGCUGGGAAACCCCAAGGGAAGACCCUAAAAGUGGCCCUAUUUUUCAGGGACAUCCUUGAUUUAGAGAUUAGGUCCAGUUGUGGCCGAUUCUGGGGUUGCGGCGCUCAUCUCGCUUUACUGGCCGAGGGAGCCGGCGUACAGCUUCCGGGUCAUGUGGCCAGCAUGUCUAAGCCGCUUUUGGCGAACCAGAGCAGCGCACGGAAACGCCGUUUACUUUCCCAAUGGAGCGGUACCUACUUAUCUACUUGCACUUUGAUGUGCUUUCGAACUGCUAGGUUGGCAGGAGCAGGGACCGCGCAAUGGGAGCUCACCCCGUCGUGGGGAUUCGAACCGCCGACCUUCUGAUCAGCAAGUCCUAGGCUCUGUGGUUUAACCCACAGCACUACCCGCGUCCCGGAGUCAGGCGUAGGCAGCAACUAAUCAAUAACUCACCCAAGGCCAGUGAAUUCUUUAUUCAAGGAAGCAAACCACAGCUCAGGCCUAGUGGUCUCAGCAACUCUUUCUGGGAGAUCUCGCCAAAAUGAAGUAGUUGCAAGGCCCACAAGGACUCCUCUUUUCCAGGAUCUUCCCCACAUAGUCUGCACACAAGCAUCCUCUGCUCUGGCCAUUUCAUUUCUCUGCAAGUUCUCGGAGACCAGGGAGGGAGCUGGUUGUAGCAGAAGACAGAGGAUCCCUGGAUUCUUCAGCAGCCGGCCUCCACUCUGCCUAUUGACCCAACCUCCUCUCCAGCCUCUGAUUCUGCACUGCUCUCUGCCCCAGCCUCUUCCUGCUCACCAAACCCUGUCACCUCUCCUGUUGCCGACAUCUCCUCCUCCCAGUCUUCUCCCUCUGACCACUCAUUGUCAUCCCACCACCGCUCCCCUGGCUCAUCAUCAUCAUUUAUUAUUUCUAUCCCGCCCAUCUGGCUGGGUUUUCCCAGCCACUCUGGGCGUCUUCCAUCAAAAGAUUAAAAAUACAUUAAAGCAUCAGUCAUUAAAAGCUUCCCUAAACAGGGCUGCCUUCAGAUGUCUUCUAAAAGUCAGGUAGUUGUUUAUUUCCUUGCCAUCUGAGGGGAGGGUGUUCCACAGGGCGGGCGCCACCACCGAGAAGGCCCUCUGCCUAGUUCCCUGUAACCUCACUUCUCGCUUUGAGGGAACCCCCAGAAGGCCCUUGCAGCUGAACGAUGGGGAUGGAGACGCUGCUUCAGGUAUACUGGACCAAGGCCGUUUAAGAGAUAAGUCCAGAAUCAGAGGCAGAAGUUGAAGCAGGAGGAAGGCCAAGGGGCAGGGAUGGGUCAGGCUUGUGAAGAGGCACGAGUGUCUCCCCCUCCUGCUGCGACAAACUCCUCUCCCCUUUGGUCUCCCAGAACCAGAAGAGGCAUGAAAAGGGGCGGAGGAGGGUUUGGCUUCAUGCAGACCCCGUCUCCGAUUUGAAGAAGAGUCGCUGUGCUCAUUAGGCCUGGCACUCCUGAGCAGAUCCUGUUUCUUCUAAUAAAGAGUUAACUUCACUUGCUCCGUGUGAUUUAUUGCUGGCUCGCUCCUAACAAUCAGGGUCACAACAGCCCUGUGAAGUAGGUUGGGGCAGAAGAAAAUGAGGGAGGAAGGGAGGGGCCAGCCACUGAGCUUCAUAACCAAGCAGAGAUUCGAACUCUGGUCUCCCAGGUCCAGAUGUUGUCAGACACCCUCCCCAACUCCCAGGAAGCAGCGUGGCCAAUCGGGAGAGGGGAUGGAGCUGCAAAUGUUCCCCCAUCCUUGACCUGAAAUAUCCCCAGCAAAUGCUUUGGCUCAGUCGGAGAGGCCAGGUUGCUCAGAUCUACGGAGCUGCCAGGCGUUAGAUCUGAGCUGUCGGGAGCUGAGCUCCCUAAAUUUUAAAAGUUGCUUGGCUUUGACCCAGCCAUCCCAGGUCUCCGGAAGAAUGCCGUUUUAAUUGUCAGGGAAACCGUUUAGGGAACAACAAUGGAAUUAAUUAUGGAUUGGAGUGUAGGAAAUAGCCGGAAGGCAGGGCUUGGGUUUUUCUGUUUUCUUUCUGUAAUGAAAGGAGCAGCGAGAGAUUGACGUUCAAAGGGGCCUGCCCUGCUUGGAGCUGGGCCAGGAAGGUCCCGGGGCCUGAAGGGGAAAUGCAAAUGGGAUUCUGCACACACGCCCCAAAACACACACACAACUUAUUACAGAAAAGUUAUCCUGCACAACUCUGGUUGAAAUGAGAUUGGAAAAUCGGGAUCACAGGGCGCAGCUCAGUGGUUAGAGCAGAAGAUCUCCGUCCCCCUGUCUGACCCCCUGGGGAACCUCUGCUGCCAGUCAGUUCAGACAACUGAGCCAGAUGGAACAAUGGUCUGAUCUACCGGUAGUUUAUGGCUUCCUGUUCUCCUCAUGUGCAGCCCUUAGUAAUUCAGAAGCCUGAGGACUGGAAUCUUGUUUUCACCUUUAGAUGGAGGAGCUGGAACUGAUUGAUAGAGCGGCCGCUUCACAUGCAGAAGGUCCCAGCUUCAGUCUCCACUGAAAUCUCCACGCAGGGCUGGGGUAAGACCCCUCUGCCUUGAAACGCUGGAGAUAGCUGCUGCCAGUCAGUGUGGACAAUACUGAUCUCAGUGGGCCAGUGGUCUGACUUAAGGCAGAUUAUGCAACCCCCUAGAAGCAUAUCCAGUUAAAAUGAUCAGGUGAUGGGAAAGAGACCCUCCUCUCUCCCUGAGACCCUGGAGAGCUGCUGCCAGUCGGUGUGGGCAAUGCUGAGCUUGAUAACUCAGCGGACAGACUCAGUAUAAAGCAGGUGCCUGUUUAUUUGGAGGAGGAGGGCACCAUUUUGCCCCCAUCUCAGAUGAUCAAGAGGAUGGAGCAACUGCCGUAUGGAAAAAAGCUUGCGACAUGGGCCAACGAUAAAACCAAAUGCUGGAAGAUUGAGUCCUUUAUGUAGCAAAGAGUUAGACUGUGGAACUCCCUGCCACAGGAGGCAGUGUUGGUCGCCAACCUAGAUAGCUUCAAAAGAGGAUGAGAUGAGUUUCUGGAGGAGGAGAGGUCUGUGAAGGGCUACUAGCCAUGAUGCUUCUGAAUACCCAUUGCUAGAAACCACAGGAGGGGAGAGUUUCUCUCACACUCAGGUCCUGCCUGAGGGCAACUGGUUGGCACUGGCCGGAUCCAGCAGGCUCUUCCGAAGGUCUUCUGCCCCCAUCUAGGGCAGGAGAAGGCUUUUGAGGCUGGCUGUGAUGGGGAGACGAGAGCUUAGAAGCGCUCUCUCCUUUGUCUAAUAUUUUGCCCUCUUUGUGCAUAGGUCCUUGCAGCUGGAACCUCACUGGCCCCAAAGGCUCGCUGGCCUCUCCCCUCCCCUCUGGCAUCCCGUACGAAGGGGGGACCCUCGACUGCACCUACACCAUCUCUGUGUACCCUGGUUAUGGCGUCGAGAUCCGGGUGAGUCAUUGAACCCAGCCUGGUAGGUGUCAUGGCCUGGCGGGAUGCAGCCAGGGAACCCCCAAGAGGAGAAGGCUCAGGGCCAGGGGAGGGGUGGUGGGAGGAAGAUGAGUGGUCAGAGGGAGAAGAGGGAGCGGACUGGGAAGAAGAGGUGUCGGAAGCUGAAGAGGCAACAGGGUUUGGUGAGCAGGAAGAACGGGGGAGAAAGCAGUGCAGAAUCAGAGGCAGAAGCGGAGGCUGGAGGGGAGGGAAGCCAAGAGGCAGAGGGGAGGCUGGGUGCUGGAGAAACUAGGGGGUCUCCCCCUCCUACAGUGACAAGCUCCCCUUUUCGCUGGUCUCCCAGGACCAGUAGAGGUGUGAAGAGGGAGGAACAGAGAGUGGCAUGUAGGCAUAGUCUCAGACUAUGGGAAGGACCCGGGGGAACAAAAGACUUCGGGAACUGUGGGAAGACGGGGACCUUCAGCCCCCCAAACUGCCUCCUCCGGGCGAGAUUUGCUGGGAUGAGUUGUUACUCCUAUUUCUUUGAAUGAAGAGUUAACUUCAGUGAUGCCGUGUGAAUUACACCCGUUCCUGGCUGAAACUUCGGUCUGCAAAGACCCCUUUAGGAGAAACUGGUCCUCAAGACCCAGGACAAAAUUCUGGAUGGAUUUGGAGGGUGUGUUUGAAUGCUUUUAGAUUCUCCAGCAAGGAUGGGGGACAUUUUGUAGCCUGAGGGCUGCGUUCCUUGAGCCCCAGAUUUUUGUCCUUUAUCAUCCGUAAGAGAGCCUCGGCCCCUUUUCUGGGGUGGGGGCAGGUAAGACGAAGGAGGCAGGCAGACAGAGGAGUCCCUCUUCUCGCCUGCAGGGUUAAGCGAGGGGAGGGACGCCGACACGGGACCCCGGCUGCAUUCUAAUGCCACGUUACAAAUACAGACAUCUUGUCUCAGGGAUGCAGCCAGCCGUGCCAGCCCUAAAAGGCAACAGCAGCAAAUGUCAAAUCGAUAGACGUGGCAUUUGGCCGACAUUUCGACAAUACCUGCUUUCUCCCUCUGCGCCGCGUCCCCCGGGGCUUCAUUAGGCCCAGGCGGAAGGAGGCUUGGCGGGCGGACGUGCCGGCGGAGGGCCCUGCGGCCGUGAUACCGCCUCCGGCCCGGACUGGGGGGCUCUCCCCAGUGUAGUAUUAGCUGGUGGGGAGGGCAGGGGGGGUGUCGCAAGCAUCUUCAGCGAGGUGUAAAAAAGACUCCUGAAAUUCCCGGGGGGGGGGGGGGGGGAUUUCUGUGAAAUUGGGACUCUGUGAGAUUUCCUCUUUUUUUCUCUUUUUCUUCCCUGGCAGCUAAAUUAACAACUCCCUGAAAUGCUGCCCUUACACCUCCUUGAGCCAUUCUGGGGAACGGAACAUCCCCAAUGUAGGCAUUAUAUUAUUGCAGUGUAGGCAGCGAAAUCCGCACCCAGGACCUGGGCCUGGCGAGAGAGGGACCCAUGUGGUGGGUUGGGGUUUUUUAAGAGCAAAAGCAGUGAUAUCCAGGGACAGGCGAAUUGGUCAAUUUCAGUUUCUUGGGUUCUCUGCCCCCCCCCCAUAGAUAGAUAGAUAGAUAGAUAGAUAGAUAGAUAGAUAGAUAGAGAUAGAUAGAUAGAGAUAGAUAGAUAGAUAGAUAGAUAGAUAUAGAUCAAUAUAUUCAGUUCUCCACAUCUUCCCAUCAGUUUGCAAACUUUUUUAAAAAAAAGUAAACUUUUCUUUUUGAAAUUAAUCGUCAUUUGGUGUUAAUUUCUCCUGGGAGACCAGGACUCAGACCCUCCCACUCAGAAAUGAAGCUUCCUGGGUGCGACCUUUGGGCCCAUUGCUGCCUCUCAGCCUAACCUACCUCACAGGGUUGUUGUGCAGAUUCAUUGAGGAGAGCGAAAAAGAAGAAGAAGAAGAAGAAGAAGAAGAAGAAGAAGAAGAAGAAGAAGAAGUUAUCCAGCGCUCUAAUCACCUCACUUCUUCCCCUUAAAAAAAAAAAAUCACUCCUCCAAAUUCCCCUUUUCCUCAAUCUGCCUCACAGAUCCUGCGUUUGGCUGGGGUGGUCUAGAGGACCUCUAGGUUCCUUCUGAUUCUACAUUUCUUUCCUUUGUGUGUGGUGAGCAGCGACCGCCUGCUCCACAUCCAAGCUGUGCUUGCCAGGGCUUUUCUCCUCGUGUUCCUGUCUCUCUCCUCCCAUAAAUCACUCGGCAUCCUGCUAAACCUCACGGAGAGGGAGAUUCCCGUCCCACCAGCACUCACAAUCUGGUUCCCCCUUCUCCGUCUCGGUGCACUUGCUCUUCUGCCGAUCCAUCUUGGGCACCUUUGGUGUAAUUAGUGCAAGGAGGCUCCUGACUUUGGCCGUUUAUCACCGAGCAGCUCCGUUUAAUUACCGUAAUUAAUAUACAAUCACCACUUUAAUGAGAGACGGCAACAGUGACUCGUUUAUCAAGAUAAGUUAUGCAGCCGUCGCCACCGGAGGACGUGGCAGCAACCGGGAACAAUAUGCUUUGCAUGCAAAAGGCCCCGGGUUCAACUCUGGCAGCAUCUCCAGGCGGGGCUCGGAAAUAUUCCCCGUCUGAAAUCCUGGGGAGCUGCUGCCAGUCAGUGUAGGGAAUAUCGAGUUAGAUGGACCAUGGGUCUCAGUCAGUAGAAGGCAGCUUCCUAUAUUCCUGUUUAAAACAUUUCUUUUUUAAAAAAAAAAUCAUGAGGACUAGGCUCUUUCUUUUCACGAGAAGGGCUGCAGCUCAGUGUUUUGCAUGCAGAAGGUCCCAGGUUCAAUCUCUCAUGGCAUAUCCAGGUUGGGUGGGAAGGAUUCAGGACACAAAAAUAGAAAGGACUUAUUCGGGCAGCCUGUAGUUAAACUGUGGAACUCAUGUCCACAAGAAGGGGCACAACAGAAACUCUCCCCACUUGCGAUUCCCAGCAACUGCCAUUCAGAGGCAUUUACUGCUCAGUGGAGAUUCAAGUUCCCAGUUCUGGCUCUGUUCACCUGUUUUUUGUACAGUGGAACCUCGGUUUCCGAACGUAAUCUGUUCCGGAAGUCCGUUCGACUUCCAAAACAUUUGAAAACCGAGGAUCAGAGGGCUGUCAACAAGUUCAAUGGGGAAAAUUGAGAAAUGUGCCGUUUGAUUUCCGAGGCAUGUUUGAAAAUGGAAGCAUUCACUUCCGGUUUUUCAGCAUUCGGCUUCCAAAAUGUUCUGCAGCUGAGAGACAUGCGAAAGCCAAGGUUUGACUGUACCACUGGUGGGACUCCUGUAGACCAGAACCCACCCUGUUCUGGCAGAAAGAACCGAUGGACUCUCCUUCCUUGGAGGUUUCCAAGCAGAGGUUGUCUGGUUUCCCUCGCUGCAAUUCCUGGGGGUUGGACUAGACGACCCUGUUAGAAUUCCUGCUCCGUGAUUGCAGUCAUGGGAUUGUUGUCUUUCACAUGACUGUAUAUGUUUUGACUCCACAGAGUGGGAAGUGACGGAGACAGGAUGUUUGUGUUACUGUGUUCCGUGAAGUGGGACUAUUGUCCUUUGCUCUUUGCUGUCUGAUACUAGAGAGAGAGGGAGCCAUGUUGCAGUGCUCCGUGUGUGUUUAUAUGUAAAUAAAGUAGAUUAGCCAAAAUGCUGAGUUGCUGAGGUCUGUUAUGCAAGUUGCGCAAACUCUGCGGAUCCCUAAGUGUGCCGGUGUCGGUUGGCAUCGGUCGCUGUGAUGUUCGGGCAGUGGGAAGCUUUUGCAGCUCCCAAACGAUCGACCGGGAGGGAGAGAACAUGCCAGUCGGGCAUCUGUCUCUACCAGAGUCCUACUCGAGUGUAAGCCGAGCUCCUGACAGACUCAGGGGACCCCUUUCAUGGGACCCCGUCCAUAAAUAGCAACACCCUAGUGGUCUCGGGCCCUAAGGAAGUCAGAUUAGCCUCAACCAGAGCCAGAGCCUUUUCAGUACUGGCCCCAACUUGGUGGAAUGUUCUGUCUCAUGAGACCAGGGCCCUGCGGAAACUGAUUUCUUUCUGCCGGGCCUGUAAGACAGAGUUGUUCCGCCUGGCCUUUGGCUUGGAAUCAAUUUGAUUCCCUCCCCCUCUUUCUUUUUUCCUUUCUCCUCCUAUGAAGAGGCUGCAUCUUAAUGUUUUAAUGUUGUAUUUUAAUCUUGUUUUUAAGUUGUAUUUUAAUCAACUUGUUUUUAUUAUUGGUUGUUAACUGCCCUGAGCCCGGUCUUGGCUGGGGAGGGCGGGGUAUAAAUUAUUAUUAUUAUUAUUAUUAUUAUUAUUAUUAUUAGCCUGUGGUAGACCAUCCCCAUCUCAUCUCCCAGUGAACGCAGCUGGGUUGCAUCCUCAGAGUCCCUCUUCCUUCCUUCCCUCUCUGCAGGUCCAGAACAUCAGCCUUGCGGAGGGAGAGACAGUCACCGUGGAGACGCUGGGGGGUGUAGAGCCCGUCGCCCUGGCCAACGAGUCCUUCCUGAUGCGCGGGCAGGUGAUCCGCGGCCCGACCAAUCAGAUCGUGGUGCGCUUCCAGAGCCCAUCUCCCGCCAACCCAGGGACCUUUCAUUUCCGGUUCGAAGGUGAGAGCGCAGGUCCUUCACCUACCACUAGGGGGGGACAUGCAGCUGCUUUAUUCUAAACCAGUGGUUCCCAGACUUUUUUUUUGUUCAUAGGUGCAUUGCCGUGCCCACUUUCCCCUCUGGCCACGCCCCCCCUGGCAUGUGCCCCUGCCUUCUCCAGAAGGUUUCCCCAGAAAUGAAGGAGGGGGAAAUUUUCCCCGGCCUUGUGUGUGGUUCAAGUGUUGGACGAGACCUGGGAGGGCAGGGUUCAAGUCCUGACUUCGGCCAUGAAGCUUGACGUCAGGCCAGUGACUAACCUGCUCCUUGGUCCUGAAUGGGGUCACUGUGCCCCUGAAGGACCAGGUGCGCAGCCUGGGAGUCAUUCUGGACUCACAGCUGUCCAUGGAGGCGCAGGUCAAUUCUGUGUCCAGGGCGGCUGUCUGCCAGCUCCAUCUGGUACGCAGGCUGAGACCCUGCAUUUGAAGGUGACCCGGAAACUACAACUAAUCCAGAAUGUGGCAGCUAGACUGGUGACUGGGAGCGGCCGCCAAGACCACAUAACACCGGUCUUGAAAGACCUACACUGGCUCCCAGUACAUUUCCAAGCACAAUUCAAAGUGUUGGUGCUGACCUUUAAAGCCCUAAAUGGCCUUGGCCCAGUAGACCUGAAGGAGCAUCUCCACCCCCAUCAUCCAGCCCGGACACUGGGGUCCAGCACUGAGGGCCUUCUGGCAGUUCCCUCACUGUGAGAUGUGAGGUUACAGGAACCAGGCAGAAGGCCUUCUUGGUGGUGGCGCCCUCCCUGUGGAACGCCCUCCCACCAGAUGUCAAAGAGAAAAAUAACUACCAAACUUUUAGAAGCCAUCUGAAGGCAGCCCUGUUUAGGAAAGCUUUUAAUGUUUAAUAGGUUAUUAUAUUUUAGUGUUUUAUUGGAAGCCGCCCAGAGUGGUUGGGGAAACCCAACCAGAUGGGCGGGGUAUAAAUUUAUUAUUAUUAUUAUUAUUAUUAUUAUUAUUAUUACCCCCCCCCCAAGCAGCAAAUGCUGGGAACGAGAAGCAGGAAAGGGUGUUGUUUUUAUGUACGGCCCCAAAACAUACCUGUCAGGAUUCUUGGAGUGAUCUUUCUCGCUGCGCCCACCCCUUGUUGGCAGAUGCAUGCGAAGAAAUUCACGGAGCCUUCUGUUCCCACCCGAUGCCCGCCUGCCUGUGGAUCUGCAGGCCCUCCACCAGCCCGCCCACGCCACCAGCCCGGGUGCCGUGGCAGCGCCAGGAUUCCCUUUCCACCCCCCUCGCAGCUGCAGCGCAAUUAGCUAAUUGGGAGCACGCUAAUCGCUGUCGGAGCUAAUCGCCGAUGCUGGCAGGUUAGAGCGGGCACCCACCAAAGACUCGCUUAAUGGGGAGAUAAUUGGUCCCAGCAAUUAACGUAAUUUGUGUGGAGCAUGAGGGAAGGGGGGGCUGGCAUUGAGAGAAAGAGAUAUAUAUAUAUACACACCUGUCUCCCAGCCCCACAGGGCGCCCCACCAAUGUUGACACACCCUGUCACAACAGUUGAAGCCCCCAACACACACACACAACCGCCUUUCUCACAACUGACACCAGAGGCGGAUUUUGGGGAGCGCAACCGGUACAGCCGCACUCGGUGCAGAGCCUCAGGGUGAUGUCACUGUGAUGUCAGACGGAAGGCGAUUGGUGGCUGGGAGCCGAAUUUUGAUGAACCGCAAAAUUUGAAAUUAGAGACUCCACGGUCUUCCCCUGCUGGCAUUGAUCCCUGCCUGUGCCCUUUCUUCCGGCACAUGUGGCCGGUGGAAUCUGUUAGGAGUAUUUGCACCUUCUAAUAACCUUGGUCCAGCUCUCUUUAUGGUCCAGCUCUUCCAUACAUCACUAGCUGGACCAUUAAGAAGGCUGAUCACCAAAGAAUGGGUGCUUUUGAAUUCUGGUGCUGGAGGAGACUCUUGAGAGUCCCGUGGACUGCAAGAAGAUCAAACCUCUCCAUUCUGAAGGAAAUCAGCCCUGAGUGCUCACUGGAAGGACAGAUCCUGAAGCUGAGGCUCCAAGACUUUGGCCACCUCAUGAGAAGAGAAGACUCCCUGGAAAAGACCCUGAUGUUGGGAAAGAUGGAGGGCACAAGGAGAAGAGGAUGACAGAGGACGAGAUGGUGGGACAGUGUUCUCAAAGCUAGCAGCAUGAGGGAGGCAGUGGAAGACAGGAGUGCCUGGCAUGCUCUGAUCCACGAAGAGUCAGACACAACUAAACAACAACAACAACAAAUAACCUUGGGCCUGUCCCCUUCUCUCUGCCAAUGCUACCUCGCAAGGUUGUUGUGAAGAUUAAAAAAUAAAUAAAAUGAGAACAGCAUGCUCCUUGCAUGAAAGAUGGGAUAUCGGUGCAAUAAAUAAGUGAAAUAAAUAACAACUAACAAGCAACAUAGAACCCAUUCGUCAUAUUCAGAGACAAAAUCGAUCCCAGAUAGGGCUGUGUUCAUGUGUUUAUUUCCUUAGUGCUGUUACACAUAGCUUUGCAUUUAAAUCUCUAUUAAAUCACUUUGAAUUUAGAAAUAAAUAUUUAAAGCCUUAAAAAAAAGACGUAUAAAUAUAAUAUGAUGUUCCUUUAACAACCCCCUCCCCCUCCCAAUACACAUAGAUUUAUAUUUAAAUCUGGAGCAGCAAAUCACUUGAAGUAGUUAAAUAUUUAAAGCCUUUACCCCAAAAAAAUCUGUAAAAAAUAUACUGGUAAUAGAAUUCUGCUGCUUUAAUCCUGCGCGCCGAUCUGCAGCAAAUCGCUUUUAAGUAGAUAAAGAAAUAAACAUCUAAAAAUGCUUUUUUAAAUAGCUGUAUGAAUGGAAUGGGUCGCAUGCAAUGCCACCCUUACUCAGAGUAGACCCACUGAAGUGAAUUUGGUAGUUUGGCUCGGUGAAUCUCAAUGGGCCUGUUCUGAGGAGGAAUUAGUUGAGAGACCACCCAGUAUUUAUAUAUAUAUAUAUAUAUAUAUAUAUUGUUUAUUCUCUGGACAUAAAAAAAGGUGUCAGACUAAUUCCAGAUUAAGCUUUUGCUUUAUUCAACUAGCAGAGAAAAACGGUGUCUUUUUACAAUUGAUCUCUUUUCCCCUGACUUCUACCUCUUAAUUUCACUUUAAGGAUUUCCCCCGCACACACAACAUAAUUUCAUAUUAUGUUUUGAGUCGGUCUACUAUUUUGAGAGUUAUUGUCAUGAAUGUAUUGAUUUUGCAUUUGUUCAUCCCAAUCAUAGAAUCAUAGAGUUGGGGGACCCCCAAAGAUCAUCCAUACCAACCCCCUGCAAUGCAGCAAUCGCAACUAAAGGAUACCUGGCAGGUAGCUGUCCUACCUCUGCUUAAAAACCUCCAAGGAAGGAGAGCCCGCCACCUCCCGAGGUGGUGUGUGUGAGAGCCAUUUUAGGCACACAGUAUUUACACAAAUAGUGUGGCAUAGUGGUUAGAACUGGGAACCUGGAGGAGGCCAGGGUUCGAAUCCCCACUCAGCCAGGGGGGCCAGCUGCUGAAGUCUCAGCUGAACCUUAUUAUUAAUAAUAACAACAACAACAACAAAAACAAGUUGAGUUAAUAAAUAAACGACACCACACAUUGAACUCAGCAAGGAACAACAAUUUGAUGCGCUACAAACAUGCAACACCAGAUGGCGCCAGAGAGCAGGAAAUAUUUAAACGCCAUUUUGCAUAGGGUCCCCCCCCCCCCGUUUGUUAUAAUCUAAUUUCUAAUCUAAGACGCCUGCUUCUUGAGAGAAAAGCAAUGACAAACCUAGACAGCAUCUUAAAAAGCAGAGACAUCCAGUGGCGUAGCGUGGGUUGUCAGCACCCGGGGCAAGGCAAGUAAUUUGCGCCCCCUAACCCGUGGAUUUGCGCCCCCUAACCCUAACCCCCGGGUGUUGCGCCCGGUGCGGCUGGCCCCCCCUGCACCCCCCACGCUACGCCACUGGAGACAUCACCUUGCCAACAAAGAUCCGUAUAGUAAAAGCUAUGGUUUUCCCAGUAGUGAUGUAUGGAAGUGAAAGCUGGACCGUAAAGAAGGCUGAUCGCCGAAGAAUUGAUGCUUUUGAAUUAUGGUGCUGGAGGAGACUCUUGAGAGUCCCAUGGACUGCAAGAAGAUCAAACCUCUCCAUUCUUAAGGAAAUCAGCCCUGAGUGCUCACUGGAAGGACAGAUCCUGAAGCUGAGGCUCCAAGACUUUGGCCACCUCAUGAGAAGAGAAGACUCCCUGGAAAAGACCCUGAUGUUGGGAAAGAUGGAGGGCACAAGGAGAAGGGGAUGACAGAGGACAAGAUGGCUGGACAGUGUUCUCGAAGCUACCAGCAUGAGUUUGACCAAACUGCGGGAGGCAGUGGAAGACAGGAGUGCCUGGCGUGCUCUGGUCCAGGGAGUCACAAAGAGUCGGACACGACUAAACGACUAAACAACAACAACAAAUUUCUGACUGGUUUAUAGCGUGUUUUUCCCCCUGCGUGUAGACCCACCCCUUGUCAAAUCUGAUUCUCUCUCAGUGGGAAAAUUGUAGGAAAUUCACCCUAAUCUGCUCUCUGCUCUCUGCCAUUCAUUUAAAUCACAGCCCAAGAAUCCUGGGAACUGUAGUUUGACUUCUCACAAUGCUCAACGUUUCCUAGUUCCCUUAGCAAACUAUGCUUCCCAGGAUCCUUGGGGAAUGUGUGCGUGUGUUAAAUGGGUUUUUAAUGUACACAGCCCAACUCUCCCCGUCUCUUUUUCCUUUCCCAGCCUACCUGCUCAGCUGUGCGUUCCCCACGCGCCCGCCCUACGGGGAGGUCUCCGUCACCAGCGUGCACCCGGGCGGCCACGCCUGCUUCUCCUGCUCCACCGGAUACCAGCUGCAGGGCCAGCACUGCCUCACCUGCCUCAACGCCACCCACCCCUUCUGGAGCGCCCGGGAGCCCACCUGCGUCGGUGAGCAAAGCCAGAGGGGACAGGAAGGGGGGGAGCAGUUUGUGGGUUUGGGAACUGGCCGGGCAUUUCAGCUCAGCAAGCUUCUCUGGUCGACCUCUCCCUACUGUUGGGCAAAUGGAGGCAGCUGCCACAAGAAACUCAGAACCCUCUAGCUCAGGGCUGCCUCCGCUGGUUAAUUUUAAUAUUGCAAUUCUUUUACAUAUACAGUGGUACCUUGGGUUAAGUACUUAAUUUGUUCUGGAGGUUCGUACUUAACCUGAAACUGUUCUUAACCUGAAGCACCACUUUAGCUAAUGGGGCAUCCUGCUGCCGCCGGAGCCCGAUUUCUGUUCUCAUCCUGAAGCAAAGUUCUUAACCUGAGGUAAUAUUUCUGGGUUAGCGGAGUCUGUAACCUGAAGCAUAUAUACAUUUUUAUUAGUUUUAAACAUGUUAAUUAUCAUUCAUACAACAAAACUUCUCAUCUUAUACAAUAAUUUUUGGACUUCUGUCAACACCUCUGAUGAUUUUCCGUCCUUAUCACUUAUUAUGCAUUUCUUAAUUUCCUAUUACCUUUAGUUAUCUUUAACUAAUAAUACUCCCCAUUAUCUGUUUUGCAACAUUUCAAAUAAUCCACCUUACAAAACGUCUUGCAAACCUACUAGCAUAAUCUGUUCCUCACAAUUACUUUUCAAAUAGUCUGUAAAUUUACUCCAGUCUUCUGAGAAUCUCUGGUCCUGGAGGUUUCGAAUCCUUCCUGUUAGUUUAUCUAAUUCUGCGUAGUCCAUCAUUUUCAUCCUCCAUUCUUCUUUCGUCAGUAAUUCUUCUUGCUUCCAGUUUUGUGCCAAUAAUAUUCUUGCUGCCGUCACUGCGUACAAAAAUAACUUACAGUCCUUUUUGUUUAUAUCAUCACCUACAAUGCCAAGUAAAAAUGCUUCUGCUUUCUUAAUAAAUGUAUAUUUCAACAUUUUUUUCAUCUCAUUAUAUAUCAUUUCCCAGAGGUUUUUCACUUUUUUUACAUUCCCACCACAUGUGACAAAAUGUUCCUUCUUUUUCUUUACAUUCCCACAGUGGCGUAGCGUGGGUUGUCAGCACCCGGGGCAAGGCAAGUAAUUUGCGCCCCCUAACCCGUGGAUUUGCGCCCCCUAACCCUAACCCCCAGAUGUUGCGCCCGGUGCGGCCGGCCCCCCCUGCACCCCCCACGCUACGCCACUGCAUUCCCAACAUUUAUUACUAACUUUAUACGUUUUAGCUAAUUUCACAGGCGUAAUGUACCAUCUAUACAUCUUUUUCAUCACAUUUUCUUUUAAGGUUAAUAUUGCAUUUUUUACAUACCUGGGGCCUGCCCUGCAACCCUGCAGUGUAGGACGGGUAAGGAGUGUUGAUGGCGGUGAAGAAAUAAAUUGAUAUUGUUGGAGAGGGCGGGGGGGAGCCCUUCCUGUAGCCCCACUGACGCGUCCCUUCUCUCCGCAGCGUCUUGCGGCGGGGUGAUCCGGAACGCCACAACCGGACGCAUCGUCUCGCCGGGCUACCCUGCCAACUACAGCAACAACCUGACCUGCCAUUGGCUGCUGGAGGCUCCGCAGGGACAGCGGCUGCACCUCCAUUUUGAGAAGGUCUCCUUGGCCGAGGACGACGACAGGUUGGCAAGAGAGAGACCUCGAGUUUUGGGGGAGACGGGGUCAUGGGGCAGUUGUUCUGAGGAUGUCCGGGCUGAUCUCACACUGAAUCCCCGUUCCUGCCCCUGGGUGGGGUUAUAGAAUCAUAAAUUGUAUGGUAGGAAGAGGCCCCCAAGGUCCCCAACGUGGGUCACACGCCCCCCCGCAGUGGGGCAAUUUGAUUUUUAAGGGGGGCAAUUCGAGAAUGAGUUAUUAACAGUGAAUGGCCUUUUAGGCUUCCUCCACGUUAUUUUUGAAUAAUAAGAAUUAUAUGUCAGUGGGGGCAUCGUUCUACCCAGACACUGAGGUCCAGCGCCAAGGGCCUUCUGGGGGUUCCCUCAAUGCGAGAAGUGAGGUUACAGGGAACCAGGCAGAGGGCCUUCUCGGUGGUGGCGCCCGCCCUGUGGAACGCCCUCCCGUCAGAUGUCAAAGAGAACAACAACUACCAGACUUUGAGAAGACAUCUGAAGGCAGCCCUCUUUAGGGAAGCUUUUAAUGUUUGAUGCAUUACUGUAUUUUAAUGUUUUGUUGAAAGCCGCCCAGAGUGGCUGGGGAAGCCCAGCCAGAUGGGCGGGGUAUAAAUAAUAAAUUAUUAUUAUAUUAUUAUUAUUUUAGAGAUACUUAGGUGGGGCAUGGCCCCAAAAAAAGGUUGGGAACCACUGAUCUAGCCCAACCCCCUGCGAAUUCAGGAACCACACCUAAAGAAUCGCUGGCAGGGGGCCAUCUGAUCUCUGUUUAAAAACCUCAGGUGAAAAAUAGAAUUGCAGAGUGGGCAGGGAGGCCACAAAGAAGUGGAUUUAGGGCAGCGUUGCGGCCGCAGUUGAGCAGAACGGAAGGCAGGGGACACACACUGAAUUUUGCCCUGACACAGGGCGCUGCUGAAUUAUGAAAGUCCAAAGUCCUCUCCUGCCCCAAGGGUCAUCCAAUUAAACUUUGCAAUUCUGACCUUUCUCUUUUUUUAAGCGUGCUGGGAUUAAGCCACUUCCUCUCCCUCCUCCCAGGCUAAUAAUCCGGAACGGGAACGACAUUGAGGCUCCGCCCGUGUACGACUCGUACGAAGUGGAAUACCUGCCCAUCGAGGGUCUGGUCAGCACCGCAAGGGGCUUCUUCAUCGAGCUGACCACCGACAGCAGCGGGGUGGCUGCUGGGAUGGCCCUGCGCUACGAGGGUGAGUUGGCAAAGGGCACACGGGGCAAGGCACUGGGCUUGUUCCUUUAGGACAGCUACUCCCAAACUUUUAGGGGGCCGCUGGGUUCCAUAAACUCCCCCCCAGUGCCCCCACCCUAUUAAAAAAUGCAUUAUUCAGAAUAGUGGUUUGCAUGACCCACUAAGGAAGAUAAUAGAGGAGUAAAUUCAAAACAGUAGCAAUUAAUUGCACCAUUAUUUCAAAUCCAAUUAAAGCUAUUUAGUUUAAUUCAUUCAACAAAGCGGAUAACUGGAGCCUGUGAUAUCAGGCGGUGGUCCUUUGUACCUCCAGCGCCCCCCUGCUGCCCCCUUGUAAGUGGCCCUGUAAGGGAAUCGCACUGCCCUCCAGGGGGCGCUACCACCCAAUUUGGGAACCAGCGCUUUCGGCUGCCAUACUUUUUGGGGGUGAGUGCCAUGGGCACUGACAUUUCCAGCCGGUCCCCUUUCCCCACCCACCCACCCACAAGAGGCAGAAAGAAAGAGGGGACACCCAACCCCUUCGCUUUCCCAAAGGAUUUGGGUAAAAGUCAGCCGUGAUAGAAUUAAUCUUAGCCUAGAAAUGGGCGUAGGGCUGAAAGGGGAAGUGUCCGGAAAAGCUGCUCUUUCCCACUUCCUCCUUCAGCUCUAUAUGCUUUUCUUUCUUUUCUUAAUAAAAAAUUUUAUUAGUUUUUCAACAUAUCAUUUUCAACACUAUUUAAACAUACAUUUACAUCUUAUACAAUUUUUUGGACUUCCAUCAACCACAUCUGAAAAUUUUCAACUCUAUUUACUUAAUUCACAUUUCUUAUUUUCACUAUUACAUUUAAAUCUCAGAACUAAUAUCUCCUUUCUUUCUCUUCUUCGCAAUAUUUCAUAUAUUUCUCCCUACAAAACGUCUUGUAGUCCUACUACAUAGCAUAAUUUGUUGAUUACAGUUGCUCUUCAAAUAAUUUGUAUAUUUCUUCCAGUCUUCUGUAAAUCUCUGGUCCUGCAGGUUUCGAAUCCUUCCUGUCAUUUUAUCCAAUUCUGCAUAGUCCAUUAAUUUUGUCUGCCAUUCUUCUUUUGUUGGUAUUUCUUCUUGCUUCCAUUUCUGAGCCAACAAUACUCUUGACGGCUCUGUAUGCUUUUCAGGGGAGGGGAAAGGAAACCCCUCUCAGCGCCUCGUGGCCAAGGGGGCAGUGAGGGGGAGGGGAGGCUUGGAGGAUUUGUGGGUCCCUGCGGAAGACCUCAGGGGUGCCCAUUUGGCUGUGGUCAUCAAGCUAGUGAGUCCUGCCUUAAAGGUAAAGGUAAAGGUAAAGGGACCCCUGACCAUUAGGUCCAGUCGUGGCCGACUCUGGGGUUGCGGCGCUCAUCUCGCUUUAUUGGCUGAGGGAGCCGGCGUACAGCUUCCGGGUCAUGUGGCCAGCAUGACUAAGCCGCUUCUGGUGAACCAGAGCAGCGCACGGAAACACCAUUUACCUUCCCACCGGAGCGGUACCUAUUUAUCUACUUGCAUUUGACGUGCUUUCGAACUGCUAGGUUGGCAGGAGCAGGGACCGAGCAACGGGAGCUCACCCCGUCACGGGGAUUCGAACCGCCGACCUUCUGAUCGGCAAGCCCUAGGCUCUGUGGUUUAACCCACAGCGCCACCCGCGUCCCUGAGCCCUGCCUUAGGAGACCACAAAACACCCUUGAGCGUGCCACCAGCUCUCUGACUGAUGCCCUCCCUCCCGCUCUGCCCCUUGCCAGCCUUUGAACCCGGGCACUGCUAUGAGCCGUUCGUCAAGUACGGGAACUUCACCACCAGCGACGCAACGUACGCCGUGGGCACCACCGUGGAGUUUGCCUGCGAGGCGGGAUACACCCUGGAGCAAGGCUCCGUCAUCAUCGAGUGCGUGGACCCCACCAACCCCCAGUGGAACGAGACAGAGCCGGCCUGCCGAGGUGGGUGCCAUGUUGGAAAGCUUUGUCCAGCUUCCGGGGGCCACAUUGGCCGGCUUCUGGGGGCCACAGGCCAGUCGUGGUUAGACCCAGAAGAUGGAGGAUAAAUAGCGUGGAAACUAAAUACAGUCGUAUAAAUAGAUAAAUAGCAUGGAAACUAAAUACCAUACGAAAGUAAAUACAGUCAUACCUUGGAAGUCGAACGGAAUCUGUUCCGGAUGUCCGUUCGACUUCCAAAACGUUCAGAAACCAAAGCACAGCUUCUGAAUCACAAGCCCCGUCGGACGUUCGGUUCCAAAGAACGUUCGCAAACCGGAACAAUCGCUUCCAGGUUUGCGCCGUUUGGGAGUCAAAACGUCCGAGUACCAAGGCGUUCAGGAUCCUUGCUCCACCCCUUUUUUCCUCAGGCCCCUCCCGCCACAGACACACAGCCCUGGGGAGGUUGCUCAGAAGAGAAUGCGGCCCCCAGCUUAGAAAGCUUUCCUACCCUUGCUUCAAAACGCGCAACGGAACAAAAUGCGUUCGCAAAUAUUGAUGUCGUUUCUGAUCUUUAUCGUUCUAAACUGAUAUUUGACCUUUAUUGUAUUGUUGAGGUCAAGGUCGGACAGCUUAGCGGCCGUUGCAAUGAAGUGGUUUAUCGAUCAAAAGAACAGUAAAAUACAACGAAUGCCCCAAAUUUCGGGGAGGUCGCUCUGUCCUACUCUGGCAUACUGGAAACCUAAAAAGGGUUAGGAACAACCAGGAGCUUAAAGUAGGUUUGCCAUACGUCCAAAAUUUCCUGGAUACAUCCAGGAUACUGAAGCCGGAAGCAGUGUCCGGGUGGAAAUUGGCCAAAAUGUCCAGGAAAAUCCUGAUGCAUGGCAACCCAUGUUAGCCGUGUUGUUUUUGCCAACUUUCCAUAAAAGUAGCUCACAAACUUCUCUCUUCUUUGAAAUUUUGCAAAGAAAAAAAGAAGCAAAAAUUUCACUUUUUGAAAUAUGGCAUCCCUAGCUUAAAGGGAAAUCCUAGUGGUUCAUGUGCAAGCAGGGCUUGCUGUUGAGCACCGAUUGCAAGUCCUGUUCUGAUCAGUGGCACACAGAAGUACCCCAGCCUGCAAAGGCCGCAGUUAAUAAUAAAACAUUAUUUAUACCCUGCCCUUCCUGGUUCAAAAACCGGGCUCAGGGCGGCUAACAACAAAUUAAAACCACUUUAAAACACUUAAUUAUAAAAGCAGCAUAAAAUACAGUAUAAAAACAUGAAUAACAAUAAAAAUCAAAAAUCAAUUAGAUAAUCCUCAGGGCUAGCUGGCUGAAUUGGUUCUACUUGGGCCAGCGAGGAGGCCAGGGGAGAAUUAGCUGUGGGGUCUCAGAGCGGGUAAUCUUCAUAAAAGGGAAGGGGGAGGGAAGGGAAAUAAAAGAACAGGCUGAAUUCAAAUUAAAGGCCAGGAGGAAUAGCUCUGUCUUACAGGCCCAACGGAAGGAGGUUAAAUCCUGCAGGGCCCUGGUCUCAUGGGACAGAGCAUUCCACCAGGUCGGAGCCAUCACUGAAAAGGCCCUGGCCCUGGCAGAGGGUAGUCUGACUUCCUUAGGGCCCGGGACCUCUAAGCUAUGUUUGUUCAUGGACCUUAAGGUCCUCUGCAGGGCAGACCAGGAGAGGCGGUCCAGAAGAUACGAGGGCCCUAAGCCACAAAGUUGUGACAUCCUUCAUGGUUUGCCAUCCCCAACACAGCCCCACUGAUCUCUUUCCACACUUCUCCUGCAGCCGUGUGCAGCGGGGAGAUCACGGACGCCGCCGGGGUGGUUUUGUCCCCCAACUGGCCGGAGCCCUAUGGGAAGGGCCAGGACUGCAUCUGGGGUCUCCACGUGGAAGAGGACAAGCGGAUCAUGCUGGACAUCCAAGUGUGAGUUGUGCCCCUGUUUGGAUCGUUAUUUCACGGAAUCCUAGAACUGUCGAGCUGGAAGGGAGCCCAGGGGAGCCAAAGUCCAACCUGCCUGAAAGGCAGGAAUCGCACCAGGAAUCGCACCAGCAGGAACUCAAAACGGCUUGCAAGGUUUUUUGUAAGCUGCACAGCUGCACCCCUGUGAAAGAAUAUGUUGUCAGUUCAACUGUACAAGUUUCAGCCACGGGAAUUGGCUUCAAAUUGACACAUAGCAUUGUUCAGCUGUGGAACUCCCUGCCACAAGGCAACAGGGUGGCUUUAAAAGAGGAUGGGACAGAUUUGAGGAAGAGGAGGAGGCUUGCCCUAGCUACUUACACUAAUGCAGAGCUGUAGCUACCGGGGGGGGGGGCUAGCCGGGUUUUUUGCUCAGGGUGAAGCCUCCAGAGGGGGCAUCUUUGAGGCUCACUGUUUGCCAAACUUGGUCUUUGACCCAGGUGAAAUAAAGCCUAGUUUUGCCCCUGCCUAAAGGUUAAAUUCUACCUUCACCAUCCAAAGUAGUCUACCUUUGAGUACCAAUUGUUGGAAACCCCAGGAGGGGAGGGGCCUCUUGUGCUGAUGGGAACAUCAUCCUGUUCUCGUAGUAGCCAAACAGAUACCCGUGGGAAUCCCUCAAGCGCAAGAGCAUCUCUUCCCUCUCAGGGCUUCCAGCAUCUGGCAUUCCGAGGCAAAGACUAGCCAUCCUGGCUAGCAGCCCUUGAUAACCCUCUCACCCCAUAUACACCCAUUCAGUCACUUCAAUCUGCGGAGCCGGCUCUAGCAUCCGUUCCGCAUUUGUAAGAACUCACUCUUUUAGCAUGGCGGCACCUACAACUUUGGAACUCCCUGCCUCUUGAGGCCCCUUUGCUGUACACUUUUCAGUGCUGGCUAAAAACUUUUCCGGUUAGGCAAUCCUACCCAGAAAUUUGCUGGUAUACGUCUUGGUUAAUUGUUGGUUUUGAUUUUUUGGAAUGUUUUGGUCAUUGUUGAAGUUUUCCACAAUCAAGCAGUAUAUAAUUUUUAUGUAAGUACAGUGGUACCUCGGGUUAAGUACUUAAUUGAUUCCGGAGGUCUGUGCUUAACCUGAAAAUGUUCUUAACCUGAAGCACGACUUUAGCUAAUGGGGCCUCCUGCUGCCACCGCGCCGCCGGAGCACGAUUUCUGUUCUCACCCUGAAGCAAAGUUCUUAACCCGAGGUACUAUUUCUGGGUUAGUGGAGUCUGUAACCUGAAACGUAUGUAACCUGAAGCAUAUGUAACCCAAGGUACCACUGUAAAUAAAUAAAUAAGGCCCACUGGAUCCCAUUCCAGCAGAUCUGGCGUUCUGAUUGCGCCGUCAGUGAGCAGCUGUCACACUUUUCUUAAUCGGCACCUCCCUCCGCUGCCCCCGCCAUCUUUCAAUUCCUGCAUUGUAGAGGGUUGGACUAGAUGACCUGUUGGGUCCCUUCCAAACCUACAAUUGUUUCGAUUUGUUUCAGGUUGCGCCUUGGCAAAGGAGACGCGCUGACUUUCUAUGACGGGGACGACUUGACGGCCCGGAUCCUGGGCCAAUAUUCUGGCCCCCACCAGCGGUUCAAGCUGUACACCUCCAUGGCUGAUGUCACCAUCCAGUUUCAGUCGGAUCCAGGGAGCAGCAUCUUGGGCUAUCAGCACGGCUUCAUCAUCCACUUUGCAGGUAAGUGCAGAAGCCCCUGAAAUUUUGGAAGGCGCUGCCCUGGUGUGGGGGGGAAAAAAAUCAGGUUUCUGUUUCUCUCUGUGUGUUUCUCUCCUGGUUUCCUUCUUGGGGAAUGGGGUAUAUUAAAGAGAUGGAAAUCAGGAUUGCAUCCAACUGGGUCCUACUCAGAGUAGACCCACUGAAAUCAAUGGACCUGAGUUUCCCAGGUUUGUUCAUUCCAGUUGGUCUGUUCUGGAUAUAACCUCAGAAAUUGAGAAAAUACAAUUUCCUUCGGCUUGUGUGUGCCGCUCAAUUUAAGAAACUCACAUUUAUUAACAAGGCAGCCAAAUGCAGAAUCAUGCAGAAGGAUAAAAACUUGGCAUAUACCAAGGUGCACAUUACAAAACACAAAAGCUUAAGUCAUGUGGGAGGCUGCAAGACCUUGUCUAAGUUGAAGAGUCUUCCCAGGAAAUUUAGCUAUAUCAAACGGACCUUAGCUGUGGUUCCUGCAUUGCAGGGGGUUGGACUAGAUGACCCUCGGUGUCCCCCUCCAACUCUCAAUUCUGUGAUUCUAAAGGGAGGAGUCCCGUCAGUUGCUCCACCCACUUUUACACCUGGCCACGCCUACCAUGUGUUCACCCCGCCCACCUUUCCCCGGAAGGUGGACCAUUAGGCAAGGUGGGCAAAGUUCUUCCUCCUUGCCAACCCCAUGAGACAGGCCUUUGGUCUCACAGAAUCAUAGAUUUUUAGAGUUGGAAGGGACCGUCAAAGGUCAUCUAGCCCAACCCCUCUUGUAAUGCAGGAAUCACAGCUAAAAAAUCCCUGGCAGUUGUCCAUCUAACCUCUGCUUAAAAACCUCCACAACCUCCCGAGGGAGUUUGGCCCAAUGUCAAAUACAGGGGUCAGCAACCUUUUUCAGCUGUGGGCUGGUCCACCGUCCCUCAGACCAUGUGGGGGGCCGGACUAUAUUUUGAAAAAAAAUAUAUGAACGAAUUCCUGUGUCCCACAAAUAACCCAGAGAUGCAUUUUAAAUAAAAGGACACAUUCUACUCAUGUAAAAACACGCUGAUUCCCGGUCCGUCUGCAGGCCAGAUUGAGAAGGCGAUUGGGCCGGAUCCAGCCCACGGGCCUUAGGUUGCCUACCCCGGUCAAAUAGCUCCUACUGUCAGAAAGUUCUUCCUAAUAUGUUUUUAAUAGAUAGAUACAUAGAUGAUAGUCUUAAUGUUAUUGCUAUUAAUUUGUUUCUUAAUGAUAUAAAUAAAUAUAAAAUGAUAUUAAUAAUAUUAAAUCUGAAUGUGCUGAGGUGCAUGUAGUUCACCUGGUUAGAGGAUGGCACUGAUAAUGCCCAGGUUGCAGGUUCGAUCCCCGUAAGGGACAGCUGCGUAUUCCUGCAUUGCAUGGGGUUGGACUAUAGAUGAUCCACAGGGUCCCUUCCAACUUAAUAAUAAUAAUAAUAAUAAUAAUAAUAAUAAUUUGUUAUUUAUACCCCCCCCCAGGCUGGGCCUCCCCAGCCACUCUGGGCAGCUUCCAACAAAGAUGAAAAAUACAUUAAAACAUCAGUCAUUAAAAACUUCCCUAAACAGGGCUGCCAUCAGAUGUCUUCUAAACGUCAGAUAGUAUAGCAUACAAUCUUCUGUAAGCAAGACACCUCUGGCUAAAAGAUUAUCAAAUGCAAUUAAAUUAGCGGGUGCAGGAAGUACCUACAGUGGUGCCUCGCAAGACGAAAUUAAUUCGUUCUGCGAGUUUUUUCGUCUUGCAAAUUUUUCGUCUUGUGAAGCACCUCUUCAAGCAAUGCACCCUGGGUAUUAACGGUUUUAAGAAAAAGGAAACAAACUUGCAAGACGUUUUCGUCUUGCGAAGCAAGCCCAUAGGGAAAUUCGUCUUGCGAAGCAACUCAAAGAACGAAAAACUCUUUCGUCUUGCGAGUUUUUCGCCUUGCGAGGCAUUCGUCUUGCGAGGUACCACUGUAUAAAUAAACGGCAGAUCUUUUUCCUUAAAUAAUCUCAAAACCAAAAUUAUGCACCUCGGAUCAAAAACUAAAUAAAAAAACAUGUUGAAAGUGUAUACAUUUACAAUCUGUAAGUAUCGUAUCUAAAUUUCCACUUUUGUUAAGGAAAUAUUUUACGGUCAACAGGGACAAAAACAAUUGCUGCAAAUACAUACAUACAUCUUCUAUGAGGAUGCCAUUGCACUUGUUGCUGGUCUGAGAGGGCUGGAGAGUGCCUGGCCUCGCCCCUCCCUCUGCCCACCUCUCCGGGGUCUUCCCCUGACCUCUGCUCCCGGCCUCUUUCCCUGCAGAGGUUCCCCGGAACGACACCUGCCCUGAGCUCCCUGAGAUCCCCAACGGCUGGAAGACCAUGUCCCACCCGGAGCUGGUCCACGGCACCGUGGUCACGUACCACUGCUACCCCGGCUACGAGCUGGUGGGCACCGAACUCCUGAUGUGCCACUGGGACCUGAUGUGGAGCGGGGACCUGCCCUCCUGCCAGCAAGGUGAGCCAGGGGGGUGCGGAGGAGGUGGGCAGCCAGAUCCUGCAACUGCGGAAUUUAGAGGGCUGGCCUAAGACCCCGGACACCAGGGUUCAAACCCCUGCUCAGCCACAAAGCUUGCUGUUGUGGGAUGUGACCCAUGAGAGCAGUCAAGUACAACAUUCCUUGUUUUCCUAGAGAAGACAUGCGAGGGGAUGCUUGGUCCAGCCAGUUGAAACUUCCUGUUCCUCCUGGCUGGAGCAUCCUUCCUUUUGCAUGGGAUAGAAAGUGGGCGUGACCUUACCUGUCCAGGUAACAAAAGGACAAGCCAGGCAGUGCACUCUCUCUCUCUCUCUUUUUCACUUUGUUGGACCAGCUUUUUAGCCAGAAAUGCUUUGCUCUGCUUUCAGCUAGCAGAGGCACUGGGAUUAUUCCCCAUAUGGGAUAGAUCCACAUGUACAUAUUUGUAACUAAGUCUGCCUUCAGGGAUCCAACUGUAAACUGAUGUAAGUAAACUUCUUUUACUUUACUUCUUUAUUGACUUUAAAUAAGAUUGUGGCCGACAAAGGUCCGCAUAGUUAAAGCUAUGGUUUUCCCAGUAGUGAUGUAGGGAAGUGAGAGCUGGACCAUAAAGAAGGCUGAUCGCCGAAGAAUGGAUGCUUUUGAAUUCUGGUGCUGGAGGAGACUCUUGAGAGUCCCAUGGACUGCAAGAAGAUCAAACCUCUCCAUUCUGGAGGAAAUCAGCCCUGAGUGCUCACUGGAAGGACAGAUCGUGAAGCUGAGGCUCCAAUACUUUGGCCACCUCAUGAGAAGAGAAGACUCCCUGGAAAAGACCCUGAUGUUGGGAAAGAUGGAGGGCACAAGGAGAAGGGGACAACAGAGGAUGAGAUGGUGGGACAGUGUUCUCUAAGCUACCAGCAUGAGUUUGACCAAACUGCAGGAGGCAGUGGAAGACAGGAGUGCCUGGCGUGCUCUGGUCCAGGGGGUCACAAAGAGUCGGACACGACUAAACGACUAAACAACAACAACAAAUAUUGUGGCAUCUUUAUUCUUUUUAAGAGGGAUUCAGGGGAACUUAUCAGGAACAUACAAUUCAAUCUGAGACAGACUGAAUUGUAUAAUAGUGAGAGGCUCACACGAGCCUGCAACUAGCUAUCUGCUGUGCUGUGUAAAGGGGAAUGUAAACUCUGCCAAGUAAAGGAACUUGCUAGCGCAAGUUAGGAAGGAUAUUAAUAAACAAUAUAUCCUCUCCUGCCUCCCUGAACAUUGCCACAGCUGGGUGGUGUCGGCAGAGGCGCUGUCUCUCUCAGCCUAACCCUUCCCUUGUGAGGGGGAGAGGGGGCCACUUCUGGAAGACUGGAUUACCGCAAUGCGCUCUAUGUGGGGCUUCCCCUCCUCCUGAUGUGGAUGCUGCAGCACGAUUGCUGACAGGAGGAAGGCCUUGUCAGCACACCACAGCUCUGCUCAGAGAUCUGUACUGUCUGCCGAUUUGCUGCCAGGCCAGGUUCAAGGUCUUACUAUGAGGAUAGAAAGCCUUUAACAACUUGGGACUAGCCUUACCCACUCGACAUGCCUCAAUUGGUGGAGCUGGCUCUGUUCCAGGUGCCACAUAAUCCCUGUUCCAAAUUUGCAAGAACUCAAUGUUUUAGUGUGGCGGCACCUACAACUUUGAAACUCCCUGCCUAUUCAUAUCAGGCAUGCACUUUCACUGUCCUCUUUUCAGCAACUGCUAAAAACGUUCUUGUUUUCAGGUCUGAAGAAAACUGAUGCAAGUUUUAACGUGUUUUAGUCUAUUGAUAUUCUAACUUUUGGAAACACUACAAUUGCUGUUGGUAAUUUUUCUUACUGAUAGUUUUAUUGUUUUGUAAAGCACUUUGAGGUUUUGGGGUUUUUUCUGCAAUCAAGUGGGGUAUAGAUGAAGUGAAAUGAAAUGAAAAUAUGUAUCUAUUGGCCUCAUCUGUCAGGGAGUGGAAAGAUCCUGCUGUCUGGGCAACAGGGGAACGUAUUUUCAAGAUCAGGUCAGUUGUAGCUUUACCUAAGCAGGAGGAUCCCAGUUACAUCCUUCCACUCUCCUUGGAAGGAAUGCUCUUUCCCAUCUAGUGUCCAACACGACAGCUUUAAUUUCUCAAAUCGCUCUUCAUAAUUAUUCUCCGGACGAGCACACAAGACUUCUAAGUGUCCAAACUGGAAUUUGCAAUUGGCUGAGGCAAGAGCUCCCCCUGCUGGCGUUUGUGAUGCUGCUGCUGCUUCCUGCCUCGUACAGAGUCAGAUUGUGGCUCCAUCAAGCCCAGUAGUGUCCGCACGGACUGGCAGCAACAGCUCUCCAAGAGGGUUUUGGGCAGGGAGCCUUUCCCCCAAGCCCUACCUUGAGAUGCUGCUGUCGGAGAUCAAACCUGGGAACUUCUGGCCUCCCAAAACACUGCCAAGAUUCCAAUCCUCGUGGUUCAAAGGCUGAUUUAAACAGAAGCACUGGAAAUUCUCUUGUAUCAGCUGGGUCUUUCGAGCUCAGCAGUGCUGAUACUGACCAGCAGCAGCUCUCCACUGAGCUACCCUGCCCCUUCGCCACCCACCACGCUGCCCCAUUCUCUUCCUCUCCAGUGACCACCUGCCGGGACCCAGGAGAUGUGGACCACAGCCGGCGCAUGGUUUCCGAGAACAAGUUUCCCGUGGGCUCCACCGUCCAGUUCAUCUGUGACAAGGGAUACGCCCUGGCGGGCAGUGGCGAGAUCACCUGCCACGACCGGCAGGCUGGGGGUCCGAAGUGGAGCGACCGUCUUCCCAAGUGCAUUCGUAAGCUGCGCAGGGUCUCCGUGGCUUCCCCAGUCUGGUUUCCCUACCGUGCAAAAAAUUAGAGCCGCCGAAAUUCACAGGCAUCACUCACUUAAGGUCCAUUAAUUUCACCACAUGGGGUGAAAGAUUCCUGCAUUGCAGGAGGCUGGACUAGAGGACCUUCACGGCCCCUUCCAACUCUACAAUUCUAUGAUUCUAAGUGCAAACUGUGGAACUCCCUGCCACAGGAGACAGCAAUAGCCACCAAUGAGAUGGGUUUAAGUGAGGAUUGGACAAAUUCGUGGAGGGAGCGAGGGCUAUUGAUGGCUACUAGUCAGGAUGUCUCUGCUUCUGAAUCCCCAUUUCUGGAAACCACAGGAGGGGAGAGUUGCUCUUGCGUUCGAAUCCUGCUUGUGGGUUUACCAGAAGAGACAUCUGGUUGGGCCCUUUGAGACCAGGAUGCUGGACUAAAUGGACCCUCUUUUGCCUGAUCCAAUAGGAUCUUCUUAUGUUCAUAGGCUCUUAAAAGACCCUGGAGGUACACUCCAUUGUCUCUCGGGACAGACAGCUGCCAAGAACAGCCAUCUCCAUUAAUUUCUCUCUCUCUCUAAAAUUUUAUUCAUUUAAAAAAAAAUAUGUAAACAUACAACAACAAAAAAUACAAAAUCCAAAUUUCAAGAUUACUCUGAAUCUCCUGACUUCUCCCCAUCCCUUCCAUGGGUCCUAAUGAUAAUCUUUACAGCGGCAUAUCAAUACUAUCUAAGUUUUAUCCUUCCAAAUUAUCCACACUUUCCAUUAGUUUACAAGUGUGGUUAAAACAGCCUGCUAAUGUUCUAGCCUGCCUACAACGUUCUCGUAAAGAGAUUGUAAACUUUCCCCCUUCUUUUUUAAAGUUCUUGUUGUCCUUUUGAUUCCUGAGCUUCCCAGUUAAUUUUGCCAUUUCGGCACAGCCCGUCAACUUGGUUUGCCAUUAUUCCUUCCAUCUCUGGGCUAGCAGCAGACCACCUCCCUUCAUUUCAAUGGCUUAGGCAAAAUGAGUCAUGGCUUCUCCCAAAGAAUCCUGGGAACUAAAGGUGCUGAGAGUUGUUACCCCUAUUCUCCUCCCCGAGUGACUAAACAACCAAUCCCUGCUCACAAGGAACUCUGGGAACCGUAGUUCUGCGAGAGGAAUAGGGGCCUCCUAACAACUCUCAGCACCCUGAAAAAACUACCAUUCCCAGGAUGCUCUGGGGGAAGAAGCCAUAGUUGUUUAAAGAGGCAUCACAGUGCUCUAAAGACACGGUGCGGAUGCGGCCCAAGGGCUCGUUAAGAUUUGGGACCAGCUGUUGUUAACGAAACUUUCCUCUGCUGUGCAGAAGAUAUCACUGGGUGCAUUUUAAUCUAGUUGCAAAGACAGGCUCACCCACAAUGCAGCCUCGAGUAUCUAGCGCCGGAUAUAAUUUUGUGAAUAAUUUUGCGUCAACGCUGCACCUGGGGUAUGUGUUAUCUCCCUCCGCUGUGCCAUUUCCGCUUUCCUUUUCUCUCUCUCUCCUGCGUAAUGAAAGGAAGGAAGAGAAUAGACCGGCGUGCUACUUUAUGCAAAUAAUAAUAUGCAAAUUUCUGUCAUUUUAAUCUGGCUUCUAGGGGGAUAGGCGCCUUGCAACCAGCUUUGAAGAUUCGUUUUUUCCCCCAAUUCAAAACAUCUAGAGCUCAGUACAAAGUCCUAAGUCCCCACACCAAAAGCCAGUGGUGGUUCAGUUCUUCAGCUGCAAUUCCUGCAUUGUAGCGGGUUGGACUAGAUGACCCUUUGGCUCCCUUCCAAUGCUACAGUUAUGUGGUGUAAUAGUUUCACGUCACACUAGGACCUGGGAGACCAUCAUCAUCAUUUUUAAUUUGUAUACCGUCUUUCUAUCUUACAAUCCUCAAGGCGGUUUACAAGCUGAAGAAACAAAAAAUGUGCACCUUAUAACAAUCUAAUGCAAUACAAAAAUGUGAUAAUAAAACAUAACUUUAAAACAGGCAACCUACAUCAAAAAGUAACAUUCAACAAUCAUUAUAAUAUUAUUAAAUAAUAAUAACAUAUAAAAGUUAAACAGAAAUCCACUCAACAGUUACAAUAAAUAAUUUCUAAACUAUAAUCAGUAAAACAAUGGCAAGCCACAGUACAUAAAAUAAUACAAUACAAUUUGAGAAGCAGAGACUACAAGGUGAGGCAAGGCAGGUGGAAGGAGCAUAGCUGUCAACCGUCCCUUAUUUGGCAGAAAAGUCCCUUAUCCCAGCGCCGUGUCCCGCUGCUGUCCCUUAUUGAUGAUGUCCCUUAAAUUUCCCGGGUUUCAAAGGAAGCAGCUCCUCUCCCUCCCUCCCUGCCGGCCAGGGAGGAGGGAGGCUCCAACUGUGUUGCUUGGCUGCGUUGCUCACCCAGUAAGGAGUCUAAGAACGACUGGGGGGUGGAGCUUGCAUGCCUUGUGCCAAUCAAAUCGGCUGCGUUGCCUGGGGACUCGCCUUUGCUCAGCGCUUCCCAGCGGAGAGGUGACAGUGGUUUUCCUUGCUGCAUCCCCUUUGCCGGGUUGCUGCGCUGUGGGAACCACUGCUUGAGGCUUCAUUUGGCUGCUGGCUGGGCUUUCUGCCUUUGGCUCGGAGGGGCUCAGAAGUUGAACAUACCUGUGCUCUGAAAAUCCUUUAUUUUGGCUGCUGAUGCCUUAUUUUCGAGGCUGCUGGUCCCUUAUUUUCAAAUCUGUAAGUUGACAGCUAUGGGAAGGAGGCCUUGCCUGAUGGAGUCUCUCCCCUCACCAGGGUUUGAAUCCCUGCUCAGCCACACAAAAGCUCAUCUGUCAGCUUGGCCUACCUUGCAAGGCUGCUGGGAAGAUAAAAUCAGGAAGGCCAGGAGAGGGAAGGGAAAGGAAAGAGCUGCUUUGAGCUCUUCUGGCGUGGAGGUGAGAUAUAAACGGUAAGAAAUAAACAGGAGUUUUGCACUUUUCAGCGGAGGUCUACGAGCCCUGCCACAACCCAGGCAGCCCCGACCACGGGGCACAGAACCCCGAGAAAAGGCUCUACCAGGCCGGGGCGAGCCUGCGCUUCUCCUGUGCCAAGGGUUAUGUGCUCCUGGGCGACGCCACCCUCCGCUGCGUGCCCGGCCACCCUUCCCAAUGGAGCGGCUCCCCUCCACUCUGCAAAGCGGGUGAGUCCCUCUGGGUGGCACAGCUGAGCAGGGGGGGGGUCGCUGGGGCUGCCCUCCCCUGCAGUAGUCCAGCAGUCAGUUCUGGCACCCUAACUCUACCCUUUACCCUCUCCCUCUCUCCGCCUUCCUUCUGCAGCCUCCUACGAUGAGUUUUAUACCAAUCGCAACCUGGACGGUGAGUCGCCUUCUUUUUGCAAAGGGAAAGGAGGGAGACUGUUGCACCCCAGAGCAAGGGCCGUAUUCUUAGCGACCCACAGACCUCUUUGCUGGCCCCCUGCGCCCCUUCCCCUACACCCAGGUCCUACGUAGCUCCUUUGCCAGCAGAGGAUGGCCCCUUCGAGCAAAACCCACCAAGAGGCAGUGGAGUGUCAAAGGAGGACAUGGGGGAGUAAAGGUAAAGGUAAAGGGACCCCUGACCAUUAGGUCCAGUUGUGGCCGACUCUGGGGUUGCAGCGCUCAUCUCGCUUUACUGGCCGAGGGAGCCGGCGUACAGCUUCCGGGUCAUCUGGCCAGCAGGACUAAGCCACUUCUGGUGAACCAGAGCAGCGCACGGAAACGCCGUUUACCUUCCCGCUGGAGCGGUACCUAUUUAUCUACUUGCACUUUGACGUGCUUUCGAACUGCUAGGUUGGCAGGAGCAGGGACCGAGCAACGGGAGCUCACCCCAUUGCGGGGAUUCAAACUGCCUACCUUCUGAUCGGCAAGCCCUAGGCUCUGUGGUUUAACCCACAGCGAGCUUUAAAUCCCCCAACUCUUCCGUGAAGUUCACUGGGGUUGACCCUGGGCCAGUCACUGUCUCAGCCUAACCUGUUGCGGUAUGAACACAGAAGAAAAAUGCAAAGAAAGAAAUGAAUUAAUCAAUCCUAUAUCCGCCCCAUGGCAGCUCCCACCUAACUGGCUUCUUGCUGCCUGCCAGUCUCUGGGGCUGACAGCUUCCCGAUUCUCCUCUGCAGUCUCAGUGUUACCUCUUGUAGAACUAAGCCAGGAACAGGAGGAAGGUGGGGACAAAACUAGGACCAGGUGCGCAGCCUGGGAGUCAUUUUGGGCUCACAACUGUCCAUGGAGGUGCAGGUUAAUUCUGUGUCCAGGGCAGCUGUUUACCUGCUCCAUCUGGUACGUAGGAUGAGACUCUCCCUGCCCGCAGACUGUCUUGCCAGAGUGGUGCAUGCUCUAGUUAUCUCCUGCUUGGACUACUGCAAUGCGCUCUAUGUGGGGCUACCUUUGAAGGUGACUCGGAAACUGCAACUAAUCCAGAAUGCGGCAGCUAGACUGGUGACUGGGAGUGGCAGCCGAGACCACAUAACACCGGUCCUGAAAGAUCUUCAUUGGCUCCCAGUACGUUUCCAAGCACCAUUCAAAGUGUUGGUGCUGACCUUUAAAGCCCUAAACGGCCUCGGUCCUGUAUACCUGAAACACCCCCAUCAUCCAGCCCAGACACUGAGGUCCAGUGCCCAGGGCCUUCUGGCGGUUCCCUCACUGCGAGAAGUGAGGUUACAGGGAACCAGGCAGAGGGCCUUCUCGGUGGUGGCGCCCGCCCUGUGGAACGCCCUCCCAGCAGAUGUCAAGGCAAUAAACAACUAUUUCACUUUUAAAAGACACCUGAAGGUGGCCCUGUUUAGGGAAGUUUUUAAUGUCUGACGCUGUAUUGUUUUUGAUAUUUGGUUGGAAGCCGCCCUGAGUGGCUGGGGAGACCCAGUCAGAUGGGUGGGGUAUAAAUAAAUUAUUAUUAUUAUUAUUAUUAUUACCUCUGGUUCAGCCUACCAUUGGGUUCUUUGCCUUACCUGUCCCAACAGGGCCCUACCUACCAACGCUCCCUUCCCCCUCUGGGAACAGAGUCUCGGCUGGCCCCCAUUCCCUCUCACUGACCGCCUCCCUCUCUUUCCCUCCCCAGCCGUGGCCAAAGUGGCCCCCGCUGCAGACCCCCUGCAGGGCAGCAACGUGGCUUUUGCCAUCUUCCUGCCGGUGGCCGCUGUGGGACUCCUCCUCGGCGCUGUCUACCUGUACAUCUCCAGGUGAGCUCUCCUGGCUGUGUGGACACACUGCAUCACGGGGGAGGGUUGCUUCCUGGUUCUGAAAGAGUGUCUCCACCCCCAUCGUUCUACCUGGACACUGAGGUCCAGCGCCGAGGGCCUUCUGGCUGUUCCCUCACUGCAAGAAGCCAAGUUACAGGGAACCAGGCAGAGGGCCUUCUCGGUGGUGGCGCCCGCCCUGUGGAACACCCUCCCACCAAAUGUCAAAGAGAAGAACAACUACCAGACUUUGAGAAGACAUCUGAAGGCAGCCCUGUUUAGGGAAGCUUUUAAUGUUUGGUGCAUUACUGUAUUUUAAUAUUUUGCUGGAAGCCGUCCAGAGUAGCUGAGGAAGCCCAGCCAGAUGGGUGGGGUAUAAAUAAUAAACUAUGAUGAUGAUGAUGAUGAUGAUGAACGCCUCUUUUUCCCUGCCACCCCAGACACCAAGGGAAGCCGUCGCUGCAGCUGCCCCUCUCGGGCUCCCACCCCUACGAUCACAUCACGGUGGACUCGGCCUUUGACAACCCCACCUACGAGACCGGAGUAAGUGCCAAAUCCCUCCCCUUUAUGAGCGCGAAGAAAUUUGGAAUCCCUUCUUCAGGCGGGGCAGGGUUAACCUGCGGAACUCCCUCCCACAAGAUUGCAGGGAUCGCCACCGACUUGGGUGGCUCCGGAAGAGGGAUAGGCAAAUUGAUGGAGGAGGAGGAGGAGAUAUACGGUACUCUGGAGGCAGAAAUGGCUCUGGGGCUCAAAUCCCGCUUGCUGGCCUUCCCAUUGGGGCGCCUGGUUGGCCACUAUGAGAACAGUGUGUUGGCCUGAUUUUCUGCCCCCCACUUCCUUAAGCCUCAGUCGAGGGGAGGGUGUGGGGCAGGGUGGGUGGGUCGCCUGGCUUGGUCCCAUCAAUCCAAGUGCCCAACCCUUUGCAGGCUUUUUUCUCUCCAGGAGGUCCGGGAGUAUGAAGUCUCCAUCUAG